Messenger RNA from Panthera uncia (snow leopard), 1592 nucleotides. It is a transcript of the gene STAC3, whose product is annotated as SH3 and cysteine rich domain 3. Lineage: Eukaryota; Metazoa; Chordata; Mammalia; Carnivora; Felidae. Gene Ontology annotation, biological process: positive regulation of voltage-gated calcium channel activity; positive regulation of protein localization to plasma membrane; skeletal muscle contraction. The record is from RefSeq and is a predicted model, not a curated record. Gene Ontology annotation, cellular component: extrinsic component of cytoplasmic side of plasma membrane. The coding region runs from base 684 to 1220 and encodes 178 amino acids. Gene Ontology annotation, molecular function: protein binding. The transcript has 8 exons.
CUAGAGGUGGUCCCAGCACCACCUCUAGAUUUGGAAGCCAAAUUCUGAAACAGAAAGAGUCUACUUCCCAUGGUUCUUUCUCAGCCUAAUAUUUUAGCCAUCUUGAAUACAGAGUCCAUAUUCCUGUGCUAGAGCCGAGAGAGAGGAGAUUAAGCUAGGGCUCCACACAGCUAGCAGGAGACAAAGCCAAGACUGAAACCUUCAUCUGCCUAGCUGCAAAAUCGGUACUCUUCAUAUGUAAAGCCAUUUCUAAGCAAGAACAAGGAUUCUGGACCAUCCUCAUCCUUGUUACAGAAUAAUACCAGUCUCAGGGCUAGACCAAGAGCUGUGGGCAUCCUGGGCAGAUUCAUAACUUGGCAACUCUUACAAACAUAUUCGUUGACAAUUUGCUCAACAUUUAUUUGGAGGAGAGGCUGAACUGUGUGAGGAGCAUGGGUGGAAAAAAGAAGAACCCACUGGUGGCACCACCCCAGCUUGCACAUGCCACUCAGCGGAACAAAAGCCAGCAGUUAAAGGACCACUCUCCUUAGAAGGAGAAUAGUAAUUGUGAGCAUUCCCCAGCUCCCAAGCAACUUGUUAGCAAAGUUGUCUUUCCAUCAUCAUAGAAUGCUCUGCCCGGAAGGAGUGCUGCUGCUGCCAAUCACAAUGAUCCUGUGUUUGAAACCCUGCGGACUGGGGUGAUCAUGGCAAACAAGGAACGGAAGAAGGGACAGGCAGAUAAGAAAAAUCCUCUAGCAGCCAUGAUGGAAGAGGAGCCAGAGUCUGCCAGACCAGAGGGAGGCAAACCCCAGGAUGGAAACCCUGAAGGGGAUAAGAAGGCUGAAAAGAAGACACCUGAUGACAAACACAAGCAGCCUGGCUUCCAGCAGUCUCAUUACUUUGUGGCUCUCUAUCGGUUCAAAGCCCUGGAGAAGGACGAUCUGGAUUUCCCGCCUGGAGAGAAGAUCACAGUCAUUGAUGACUCCAAUGAGGAAUGGUGGCGGGGGAAAAUAGGGGAAAAGGUUGGAUUUUUCCCUCCAAACUUCAUCAUUCGGGUCCGGUCUGGAGAGCGUGUGCACCGCGUAACGAGAUCCUUCGUGGGAAACCGCGAAAUAGGGCAGAUCACUCUCAAGAAGGACCAGAUAGUGGUGCAGAAAGGAGAUGAAGCCGGCGGCUACGUCAAGGUCUACACCGGCCGCAAGGUGGGGCUGUUCCCCACCGACUUCCUGGAGGAGAUUUAGGCGUGCAGGCGCCUGCUGACCGAAGAUACCCAUGCCCCAUUCUGGGCAGGCCCAGUGGAGGCUGGGGAGGAAAGGGGCGAAAGCAACUAUGCUGGAAGGGGGGAGGGGUGGGAAGGCCCGCCAGAGCAUGACGGGCCUUCUGGGAAGGGACUGGUUCCCUCCCCCCCUCUCCCCCGGCCUAGGGCCUUGGAUACCUGGUACCCAGAACGGCCUCACCUGCAACUCCUCAGGCCCAGCCGUUGAGAGCUGGAAAAAGAACGCGUCUCCACUAGGAGGCGCCCUGGGGGUGUGGGAGGCGAACUGUCGAAUGUUGCGAAUGUAUUAAAGUUUUGAAAAAAGUUAGAAAAGUUUGUUCUUUAACUGGGGGCUGAG